Molecule: messenger RNA, 1380 nt
Organism: Exophiala aquamarina CBS 119918
Lineage: Eukaryota; Fungi; Ascomycota; Eurotiomycetes; Chaetothyriales; Herpotrichiellaceae
Exons: 4
Coding region: 1-1380 (459 amino acids)
Biological process (GO): transmembrane transport; carbohydrate transport
Cellular component (GO): membrane
Molecular function (GO): carbohydrate:proton symporter activity
Source: RefSeq, a predicted model, not a curated record
AUGACCAUCGGGACCUUCAUUUCCUCUUUGAUGGUUGGCCCUUUCAGUGCAAAGUUCGGUAGAAGACAUGGUCUGUGGGCUGCUGCGGUGCUCAACUAUAUUGCUACAGCCAUCCAACUUGGAACCACCAGCAAAGCUGCGCUCUACAUCUCUCGCCUCAUUCUAGGCAUUUCCGUCGGCUGGUUCCUGACCUUCGCCCAACUCUACGUCCACGAAGCAGCGCCAGCCCAUCUACGAGGCAUCGUCUUCGCAGUCUAUCAAAGUAUGCUUUCAAUCGGAUCCAUCGUUGGGGCUGCGGUCGACUACGGCACCCACGAUUUUGACGGCAGACGUGCGUAUCAAGUCCCUCUGGCGAUAUUCUUCGUCGCCCCGACUCUGCAAGCCGUCUUGAUGUUUUUCUUUGCCCCGGAAUCUCCAAGAUGGCUCAUGGUCCAGCGCAAGGAACAUGCAGCCGAGGCAUCCCUCCGCAAACUCCGGAAUUCCAACAUCGAUGAGCUCGAGUUUCAAGCCGAGUUCAACGAAAUUCGCCAAUCUACGCGUGAGCAAUUGGAGCAGAACAAGAAGUAUCUGUUUUUGGAGAUGUGGCGUGGAACGAAUCUUCGUCGCACUCUACUGUCUAUUGCUGUGGUCUGCUUUCAUGCGGCGAACGGAUCGAGCUGGAUCAAUAUCUACACCACAUAUUUCCUACAGAUCGCCGGGGUCAAGAAGCCAUUCGAGUACUCUGUCCUUGUCACCUGCACAGGUUUGCUGGGGGUUAUCUUUAGUUUCUUCUUCGUCCGCCUUAUUGAUAGACGAACAGUCAUGCUUGUGGGAGUCGUUGCAUGCGGAAUAUGCCAACUCGUCCCUGCGAUCGCGUGGACGAAGGACCCUGGAUCCGAGAAUACCGGGCGAGUGGUCGUCGGAUUCAUUGCACUAUUCACCUUUUUUUACGUCGCUUACGCACCUUACGCCUGGCUCCUUGGCGGCGAAUACGUGAACAACCAAAUGCGAGCAUUCACAUUCGGCUUCGCCACCGCACUGAAUUUCCUCGGCAACUGGCUGGGAACCUUCACAGCCCCAUAUUUCAUCAACCCGGCCAAACUCGCCUGGGGACCGCAAUACGGCUACAUUUGGUUCGGAUCAAACAUGAUUGUGGCCGUGUUCACCUGGUUUUUCCUACCUGAGACGCGGGACCGAACGCUCGAGGAGAUCCAUGAGAUGUUCGAGGCGAAACUUCCGGCCAGGGCGUUCAAGAACUAUGUCUGUGUCGGUGUUGAGGGUUAUGCGGCUGAGGCGAUGGGCAAGGAUCUUAGUAUGCGAAAGGAAGCAGGUGCCGCGGCGCACGUGGAGGAACUGAGGGACCGGGAUCAGGAAGCUGCGAAUAACAAGAGUCAGGCGUGA